This is a messenger RNA of Seriola aureovittata, 9200 nucleotides long. It is a transcript of the gene negr1, whose product is annotated as neuronal growth regulator 1. The transcript has 8 exons. Gene Ontology annotation, cellular component: neuron projection. NCBI's taxonomy places the organism in Eukaryota, Metazoa, Chordata, Actinopteri, Carangiformes, Carangidae. The record is from RefSeq and is a predicted model, not a curated record. The coding region runs from base 317 to 1396 and encodes 359 amino acids.
GGAAACGGCCGCAUGGCAACAGGAUCAGAGCCUGGGGGUUGUCUGCUUCUAGGUCUGCUCCCAUUUUACAUCGCAUUUCCUCACUAGAUGGUGUGCAAGCCACUGGAGAGUACACUUCCCCGCACAGUAGUGGGCUCUACAUCCAGCAAAACAAACCUGGGAAACUAUACGGCGGACCAUUUCUUUACGGGGCUCCGAGGAGGAAAAGUGUGGAAAUAAAGCGUCGUUCGCGUCAAGGUUUUCAUUUUUUAAGCUAACCCCCCUGUUUUUAGCAUCAAGAAGACUUGGGAAAAGGCGACAACAAAACACAGCUGUGAUGGACAUAAUGAUUGCGGUGCAGGAUGCUUGUGUCUCUGGUCAGUGGCUUACUGCGAUAAUUCUCAGCCUGUGCUGCUUUCUGCCGUCCUGUUUGCCCGCUGGACAAACUGUGGACUAUUCCUCGGUUGAAAGUGUGGUCAGCAGACAAGGCGACACGGCUCUACUGAGGUGCUACCUGUUGGAUGGGAUCUCUAAAGGAGCCUGGCUGAACCGCUCAAGCAUCAUAUUCGCAGGGAACGACAAGUGGUCUGUGGACCCACGAGUGUCCAUCGUGUCCAGUGUUGGCGACAAACAUGAGUACAGCCUUCAGAUACAGAAAGUGGAUGUAACUGACGAUGGCCAGUACACAUGCUCCAUUCAGAGUGAGCGCAAUCCACGGCCAAAGCUUCUCAACCUUAUUGUAAAAGUUCCUCCCAAGAUAUAUGACAUUUCAUCUGACAUCACGGUAAACGAGGGCAGCAAUGUGUCGCUCAUCUGUACAGCCAGUGGGAAACCUGAGCCAACCAUUUCCUGGAGACAUAUAACCCCAUUAGCCAGGAAAUAUGACAGUGGCGAAUAUCUUAACAUCACCGGCAUCACAAGGGACCAGGCUGGAGACUACGAAUGCAGCGCUUUAAAUGACAUCGCCUCUCCUGACACCAAAACAGUAAAAGUCACAGUCAACUUUGCCCCAGCUAUCCAUGAGAUGAAAAGCCAUGGAGUUGGCUUGGGGCGCACAGCUCUGCUAAGGUGCGAGGCGGCUGCUGUGCCUUCUCCAACAUUCGAGUGGUACAAGGGUGAGAAAAGGAUUAUCAAGGGUCAAGGCAUCGACAUCAAGAGCCUCAGCUCCAGAUCAGUCCUCACAGUGAACAACAUGACAGAGGAUCGUUACGGGAACUACACAUGUGUCGCUUCCAACAAGCUAGGGACAGCCAAUGCCAGUGUGCCUCUCAUUCCAAUUAUUGAACCCACCACCACUAGUGCUGUCUCAAGCCCAGCACCCAACACUGCACCCUAUGGGAGCACAGGAGGCGCACACGUCCCGCUGGCCUGCCGAUACCUGGUCCUGGUUCUCUCCUCCUUCAUCAGCGUGUACUAGCAGAGGCCAGCCCAGACACAAUGACUGUCGAGAGCAUUUAUGAAUCCCUUUUGACAUUGCUGAUGGCUGGAUUCCAAUCUGGUACAGUUUGUUGAAAAGCCGAGUGGGGAAAAUAAUCAGCGUUACUGUGUGGGGAAAUUUCUUUCUUUACUUUUUGGUGAAAUUUCUGUCAUGUAAAUACUAUGAUGUUUUUUUAUUAUUAUUAUUUCCUCUCUAUUUAGUUUUUUUGUUUUUUUGUUUAUCUUUUGUUUUCUGAUUGAUUGACCACCUUGUGAAUCAGUGCUCACCCCUACCCCCACUCCACUUCCAAUCAUAUCAAAAGCCCCCCCAAACCUCCUAAAUGAGAUACUUUCAUGCCUCUUUCUCUGGGAGGCGAUGGCGCAAAAUUGACAUUUCCAUCCGUUUUUUGUACAUGGCUAAAAAGAAGCAAUUGUGCCAAGUCUCUCAGUACGCAGAAUUACCAUACCAAUGUUGUAUUGAAUGUAUUAUGGGUUGUUGAACAAAGGAAAGACAUUUAGAUUCCUAACAAUACAAAUUUUGAUUAUGGAGUGUGCUUGAAAAAUACAGAAAAAAACAGGAAAAAAAAACAAAAUAACAAAAAAGGCAGGGCUUUUUCAGGACCUGUAUUGUCAUGAUUACUCAAUAGAUGGAUGAACAGUGUUGAAGGUGUGCUUUGUGUAUUCUGAAAUGGGUCCUUCAGUUACUAUGCCUGCCUAACAGCUUUGAUCAGGCAGCCGUCAAAGUAGCAAAGUAUACUGUAUUGUAUCUUUAUAUUUUAAUAUAGUGUAGGCUUUUGUUUUAAAGUGGGACCAGCUUUUCUCAUUCGACCAAGAACAUUAACACAGUUCACGACUUUGUACAGUAUGAAGGGAGGAACAUCGCUGCCCUAUGUUUACAUUUUUUUGAAAAUAUAAAUAUUACAGUAUAUUCUCCAUACUUUUGUUUUGGUGAGUCCACAUACGUGAAUGUCAGAACAAACUAAGAAGAAAAAGAAGAGCCCAAGUUGAAUUGUUUUAAGCUUUUCUCUUAAAGAUGCAGCUCUUUGAAACAUACCACCUCCAGUAGGCGUUUAAACAGAGCAUUUUGUCUCUGAAUUUGCUGUGUACCUACUGAUCAUCUCCUGGCUGAAAACCCACAGCUGCACACUGUAGGUCGCUUGAAGUUUUUGGCUUCAAUUGCUGGCACGAUACUUAGUUAAUGGAUUCUGGGAAAGCAGCACUUUGCAGCACUGUAUUUUAUUCCUCUCUCUUUCUUUACAGAUUAUUCAACACUUCAAUAUAACGCAGUCUGUUUUACAGUUAAUAUAUCUACUUCAUUGUACCAAUUAACUAAUAAUUGAAAUCCAGAGAGCCAGAGCCCACAUUACUUAAAAUUUGUGGUAAAUACACCAAUAUAUAUCAUUAAGCACAUGAUCAAAACAAAACAACAGUAAUGAAACUUUGAGUCUAAUCUUCCCGUGUUAAUUAUGAGCAACAAAAUAAAAACUAUGAACAUGCUUAUCACUACAAACAUGGCCUAAGGUGCUAACAGCUCCUCCACGAUGAGCGAGUUUAACACAAACAGAUGAUCAGUGUCCACAGAGCCAGUGAACGUCCACAGGAGUGUAGAAUAAAUUAAACCAUGAGGUCGUUUAAUAGGAGAAACUGUGGCUUUUUGUUCACUCAAAUUAAUCAUAUCAAGGAUCAAAAUCAGUAUUAUUGUCAGGGUUUACUUUUUGACAAGACUUUCAGCAUUGGCAUAUUCAUCCUCAAGUAUCUUCAAUCCAUGAUGGAAACAGAGACACUGUACUAUAAUGCCUUAACAGUACCAUAGACAUUAAAUUAACCUCCUUUACAAGGACACUUCCAGAUGUUCUCAAUAAUAUACAAUUCAUUCGUUUGACACAUGCAAAUUAGGAACUAUAUUCAGUAAAUAUUAAUGUGUCAACCUAUGGCUCUCGCAGGUAUUUUCAAAUAAGCCAGUUGCAUCUGAUACAAAUGCAGUAUUUGUCGUACAGGUUAACAUGUUUGCAAGUCUUGUUUGGAUUUGGAUUAUGUUAUAUUUUGCCCCCCAUUCAAGGGACUGACAGUACCCAAGUUCACACAGUAUUUUCACAUGAACUUGUAACUGCAAACCUAUAGAGAAAUAGCCAUCGCAGUUAAAAGACUUAAAGCACAAACACUGUUAUUACUUUUACGUUUUGUGGUGAUUUGUUUUAAGGUCUGGUAAACUUUUUUUUUUUUUUUCUUUUAUUGUUUGUACUGAAAUUGUUAUCAGCUUGUUUUACAAAUUAUGAAAAUACUGCACCAUAUGAUCUUGUUUAAAUGUUAAAGUAUAAUGAAAAUUGGUCAGAAAUAUAUUUAUUCUCUUCCUUUAUGAAAACAAUGUAUAAAAGAUACAUUUGAAACAUGUAAAACUGAAUAUGUGACAUUUAUUUGAAUGAGGCUCAGUAUGGCAUAGUUUAUAAUGUUGUCAGGUUCAUUUAGAUGCCAUGACUGUUGUUGAUUUUUUGUCAGACAAGUACAUUAAAAAGAACAAUGUUUGCAAUCAAAUUACCUACUUUUUGAAACAGAGAGGGUGUGAACCAAUAUAACAGUAUUAUAGAACAGAAUCAAUGUGUGUAUAUUUGGAGAAAAUAGGAUACCUUUUGAUCUUUAGAGCCAGUGUGUAGUCAUAGUUUUCACACACUUGCGUGUUUGACGAUGUGCAGAGAGUAUGGUUGUGCUGCAUGUCAAAGUUAACCUGUGUUUUUGAGGUGGCCAUUUUACAGGUGUUCAUACUCUUUAUUAAUGGAACCAGUUUUCUUCCAAAAAAACCUUUUGGUUCUUAAACCUGGUCUGAAAAUACAUACCUCCUACAGAUCACCAGGCCAUGUUUGUUUGUGAUUUAUUUGAAUCAACUUUGCUGAUAAACUAAAACUGCUAUUCAGAGUCAUGAUAAUUAUUGUGGCACAUUGGUGACAGUCUGGAGUUAUGUUGGUUGCUUAUCUAAGCAGUUAAGACCAUGCUAGUAUUCCAUAUGAAAUGUACUGGAUGUUGAUUAUUUUGAAUAAUGGUAUUAACAAGUCCCUUUUAUCAAAUCACUAUUAUUUGCAAUAAAAGUCUUCAUGUUACAAUAUAAACCCAUAUCUGAAUUAAUGAGCACUCCUAGGGGUUUGUCAUUAUCACUAUUAUUAUUUGAGCCAGAGUGCGCCAUUGCAAGUCUCCUCUUUAAAACAUAAAGUUUCCCAAAAACUGUUUACAGGCUUCUUGUUUUUAGACUUCAUAAUCUUCAUAAUCUUCAUGUACGCUUGGCCAAAAGUGGUUUGUUGGAGAGGAAAAAUAUCAUUCUGCACUAUUUCAAUUUUGAAAAACUUAACAAGUGUUAUCGUCCUUUUACUGUUCAAAACGACCAAUUGAGUAGUGAGUCUGUUGGUCAAUAAACAAUCUUGUUAGCUGAAAACACAUGUCAAGUUCAACCCUGUACAGCUGAACCUAGCAGAUCUUAAAUGAUAGUUAGAAUCCCUAAGUUACACUUUCAUGGACAUGACACAUUAAUAUUUAUAAAUCAGGAUCAUUGAAAAUUCAGGACUGGACUGCAACUUGGUCUGUCAGUCUGUGCAAGCUGUAACAUUAGCAAAUGUUACAAUUAAAUCAAUUUAGGACCAAUUUAGAUGUUAUCUGGUGUCUUCUAUAUAUUCUAUCCUCUAUUUAAUAUGAACUAAAGCUAGCAUAUAGUAAACAAAAGUCAGAAUUUCUCAGUUAUACAUCACACAUUAAUAUUUUCCUCAUCUUAAUCAGGAUCUUUGGACGUUCAGGCCUGAGCAUAUAUUUUUUUUAAAGUUUGAAUCCAUCAGUUAUAAAUCACACAUUAUUAUUUUAAUCACAUAAAUAAGGAUCAUUGAAAGUAGCUUGUUUGCUUACUUGGUAACAUUAGCAAACGCUACAACAGCAUCAAUAGCUACAACAGCAACAUUGUUGUAAUUGUAAAAUUAGCUAAUGUUACAAUAUCGGACAUACAAUAUAUCCUUUAUUUACUAUGAACUAAUCCUGGCAAACACUAAGUAAAAUUAGGAAUCCCUCAGUUAUACAUCACACACUACUAAUUUAACUUUAAUCACUUAAUUCAGGAUUCUUGAAAGCAGCUUGUUUUCUUACUCUGUAACGUUGCCACAGCUAAUGUAAGCAAAAGUUACAAUUGGAAACAUUAAGGAAUGAUCAAUUUAGAUGAUAUCUUAUAUCUUUAGCUUGAAUUAUCAGAUGUAACUUGAUGACAUGAUGUUUGUCAUUAUUACCAGAAGCAGACAACUACAUAGCAUUCACGUCUAAAUAUGAUUUCACUUUUUUUGUAUUGGUGCUGGUGUCAAAAUAGUAAAAUGAAGAAAUGAAAGAGAAUAACAAGAUUAGUUUGCUGAAUGUAAGCUACAGUAAAAAAAAAAAAAAAGAAUUAUCAUGUUCUUAAAAGCUAAAAUAUUUCUCAAGAACAUACAGUUAAAACCUGGUGAAACAAAAGGGGUGUAGUUGACCCUGUUGUCCCUAUUUUGUUCAUUAAUUUCCAAAACAUUGUCUUUUGUUUAGAGUAAUCAUAAUCAUCUGGGUUUGUUCGACCAUUUUUCGUACAAACACUGAGGGGACUUCUCCAGGACAUGAGGGACAUAUCAGUCUGUUUGUACAGUGUAGCUUGAGUUAUUGAGUCAUCUUAAUUGUGCCAUAUCAUGCAUAUUUGAUCCCCUCCCCUCUGCCCUCAAACACUAUAAAUCCUCCAGAGCGCAGAUGGCCAGAUGCCACAGUACAUAGGAUUAAUCACUGUUUGCACUGCAUCAUCAUUGCAGACAGAACUGUGUUGCUCAGUAUAUGAUCUGGAGAUAUUUACAAACAUAAACCACUGCUCAUGCAUCCUGUAAUGCACCUGGGGUAGAUUAUGCUUUUUUCCCAGCAGCGCAGGGCUUUUGAGUAUCCUUUGACCUGAAUACACUCUUGACUAAAACAUCCACGGCUGUGUGUGACCUACCUCAUAAAAGCUCAGCUGAAAAAGUCAUGUUGAUGUACAAGCUGAAAAGGGGCCACGCCACCCACCUGCAGAGAUCACUGCCUCACCUCACACUCCCGGCCGAUAGUGGAGGAAAAAGAAAUCUCUCCACUUUUAAAUUUAAGAUAAGAGGAUUUUAAAUAUUCAUGCUAGUGCGUAUUAUUGAGGCUCCACAAUCCCAACCCUAAAUUUUUAAAUUGCCCAUUUCAAACCAUCCUCCUACUCUCACCCUGAUGUAUCAGAAUCAUACUCUUCUGUUCAAAUACAUUUAUUACAAAUUUGGAUUUGUUGUUAUGAAACAACAGCUGUUUAAACUUAAAGUCUCGGAGGAGGUCACGUACUGUACUGAAUGUGCCUUUAAAGUAUUCAAUCAAUCAUGACUAACCCUUAUUUUGAGCAUUAUUUCCACAACCCAAGACAAAGCUCUUGUAUGCAGUCUUUUGCUCGCAUAAGAGUUUUCAUUACUUUGGCUAUUUAUAACAACAAAAGAUUCAAUAUCUCAGCGCAGAAGCAAAUAACACAACUCCACAUAGGUCACAGAUAUCACAUAAUUACAUGUAUCUGUACUUGUUUGAAAAAUUGAAUCAGACAUAGUGACGAUAUUAAGAAUAAAAUGAUUAUGAUAAAUGAAUAGUUAGGUUUUAAUGUAUUCAUGUGGAGUUAUCCUCCAGGGAAACAGAAGCAGCGUUCAAAUCAUCUUCAUCCUGGAUAUUAUCAAGUCAAACUAUACUUGUUGCUUGUUGUCACUUCUUUAGAAUGGACAGGGACGUAUCUGAAAGGCACAUUUAUUCAUAUUUUUCUGUGAUUGACAUACUGUACCCGACUCUAUCAACAAUUUUCCUGCAGGAGAAAGAAAUAAUAAAAAAAAAACACCAGAGUUUAAAAAAACAGCAAGAAUUACUUUGUGGAUGAUGUGUGACUCUGGAUGUCAGUGUAGGAAACAUCAUAGCAAAUUCAAGAGACAUUUGUGACAGCAUGUUACUGCGGAGCACAUACUGUGUUGCCAAUAAGAACCAAUGUGAGGAGGUGAGGCAAUAUAUUGCAAGUGGCAUUAACAGUUUUAAAAGACAAACAUGAAUGUGUUGUGGCAAACACUGGAAUGAGUUGUUUUGUAUUGCAACUAAUACAAAUGAUCAACCAGGAUAUAUUUCAGCACAUAAUGCUUGACAUUGUAUUGUCCUUCCACCACUAAAAUCUGGAUAUCUGCAGUUUUUGUUCAGCAAAUUAUUAGAUGUAGAACAGUGUUAUCCUGCAGCAAAAUUAAGGCAUCAUAUACUGUAGUUUAUGGAAAUUACUAGCAUGGCGUCAAAGUGCUGUUUGGCUCUUUACGAAGGCGUCUGUGGCUAGCAUGAACACAGAGGAGGCUGGAGGAGCUAUGAGAGAGGGAUUCCUUCUGACCCUGUGGUUAAUGAAACCCUUCCUGUGCCUUUGUCAGUUUUAACUGGGAGAUUGUGUCAUACUACACGCUGGAGCUGCUGCCUGGCUCCUGCAGUUGCCAUCCCACUCCCCUGAGCAGCAUACUGAGUUGUCAGAAUCAAAAAAACCUCUGUUUCUUGAGUGCUAGCAUUCAGCCUGGUAGAUAUGUUUGUUGCACAGCAGGCAAAAGCUAUCCCUCCUGUCAAAGAAAGGGAAAAAGAAGUUGAAUUUCUCCCCCUGUAACCAGUCUAUUGGCAAGUUUGAUUCAGUUCUAAAUGGAAAAAGAAAAAAAAAAGUACUGUUUUUUUUUAAACAGGUCUCUUCCUUUUCUCUCAAACAGUUCAAUUAAUACAAAAACUGUGAGUAAUUUUUGACUGGUGUGACUCUCCAUUUUCUUUUAGCUGUGAUAGUGUGGCAGCUGCCAAUGUAGGGGGGGAUGUGCUAUUUUAAAAAGAGGUUGCAUCAAGUAUUUGUCAACCAGUCCCUCAUUAUUUCCACUGAACUGGAAAAUAAGUUGCCAGCCAAUGAUGCAGAGCUUGAGAUAAUGCCUGGGUUUUAAAGCAAGCUAUCUAAGCCAGGUCUCUCCAUGACGCCAAUGACUGAAUCACACACUGCGACGAGUUUUCACAUGAAGCUCGAGGGCAAUUGUCAGUUUUUCAUGAAGAACUGAACAUGUUACCAUAGAGAAAAUGUCAUUAUUUUACUGACGGUAAUUGUAAUCCUGUUUCCUUUGUUUUCAUGCCUCAAAAGGAAGAUUACACAUUGUUUUAUAAACACUGAAUGACACAGCAAAUCAGUUCUUUGUAGCACCAGUUCAUCAUACAGUAUGUGUCUUCAGUGUUGUAUUUGUUUAAAUGGAGUGACCUCUAGUAGAGUUCAGUGUAUGAGGUUCAGCAUUUCUUCUGUUUGUUCCUGUAAAUUGAAAAUAUUUACUCAUGCCAUUUUGUUUUCCUUUUACAAAAAAAUAGGAGUGGACAUAAAAAAUGGUUGAAAGGAACAUAUUAAAAGUUUUCUGUAUGAGCUUUUAUUUCUCUUCUUUUUUUUAUCUGGUUUGUUUUUAUUUAAUCUUCAUGCUGAAAAAUAAUGCGAUGAGAAGUCUGGAAAUGAAAUGUUUACUUAAAUGUGUAUGAGGGUCCUUUAGCCACCAGGGAUAUAGUUGUACAUUUAUAGGCUCUAGAUCACUGGAAUGAUAUAUAUGGCUUUAAGUGGCAUUGAUAUAUCUAUAUAUAAUAUAUAUAAAUAUAUAUUGAUAUUUGUCCAGAAGUAAGAAAAUCCAUGUACUUUAAUUACUUUAAAGCUUACAUUGUGUAUAGCACGUAUGCAAGUCCAUUUUCAUCAUGUUUGAUGUAAUUUUGUAGCAGUGGUUUGAUACUAAUAAAUGGCAAUUGAUGAUGGAAUUAUA